AUGUCAAACUUGAUGAGGGUGUUGGAGAGGCAACAGAAAGAAAGGAAAGAAAUCCGGCGUAAACGUGCUGAAGAAGAUAGGGACGCCGAUGAAGAAGAGGAACAAAUGCUUGCAGCAACGGUGUGUAUGCUUAAUCAAUCAAGGCAACACCGUCGCCGUACCCCGAAUGUGGACAGACGUAGGGAGUCUCGGGGAAUGCAGCCACAUUUGUUCCAAAAAAUCAUGCAUGAUAUUUGUAACUACGACACAUACUUCAUUCAAAAGCAUGAUGUUGUUGGAGUUUUGGGUCUUAUCCCGGAGCAAAAACUUACAGCUGCUUUGCGGAUACUUGCUUAUAAGGCAUCUGCAGAGCAGGUGGAUGAGAUUGUAAGGAUAAGAAAAUCUACUAUCCUAGAGUGUUUGGUGAGAUUAUGUGAUGCAGUGGAAAAUUUAUACACGAGGGAGUACCUUCGCAAACCCAGGCCGAGGGACUUGCAAAGGCUUCUACAAAAAGGCAAGGCGCGAGGUUUCCCAAGAAUGAUUGGAAGCAUCGAUUGCAUGCACUGGCAGUGGAAGAAUUGUCCUGCUGCUUGGUGGACAACAUUCGUGAAAACAAUUCCGAAUCCCCAAUCCGAGAAGGAAAGAAGCUUUGCUUCAUUUCAAGAAGGUUACAGGAAAUACGUGGAAAGGUGUUUCGGUAUCUUGCAAGCUCAUUGGGCAAUUAUUAGGGGUGCUGCUUGGAUGCUAGAUGAGGAGGUGAUGUGGAGUAUUAUGAUGACUUGCAUCAUCCUCCACAACAUGAUUGUGGAGGAUGAGUAUGACUACGAUGCUCCAGAGGUGUUUGAACCCGAUCCCAUGAACACGACAUUGACAAGAAUAUAUGAAAGGCCGAUAGGACCAAAUGGACUACCAAUGGAGCCCGAACUGUUAGUUCGGGAUGGUCGAUUCAACAACCCCAUGAUUGAUCGUUAUCAAGAAAUGCAAUCUUCAUAUGUUCACGAGAGACGUCAAGUUGACUUAAUCGAGCACUUGUGGGAGAUGAAAGGCAAUCACACUAGAUGA
Messenger RNA from Prunus armeniaca (apricot), 1041 nucleotides. NCBI's taxonomy places the organism in Eukaryota, Viridiplantae, Streptophyta, Magnoliopsida, Rosales, Rosaceae. The record is from the annotation of a GenBank genome assembly.